Molecule: messenger RNA, 885 nt
Organism: Chaetomium globosum CBS 148.51
Lineage: Eukaryota; Fungi; Ascomycota; Sordariomycetes; Sordariales; Chaetomiaceae
Exons: 3
Coding region: 1-885 (294 amino acids)
Source: RefSeq, a predicted model, not a curated record
AUGGCACCCUUGACAUCCGCGGCCCUGAUCCUGGGCAGCCUUGCCAGCCUCGUUGCUGGCCAUGGCUACCUCAAGAGCAUCACCGUCAACGGCGAGAACUACCUCGCAUGGCAGGUUGGCCAGGACGACUAUGUCACCCCGACGCCGGUUCGAUACGCCCGCAAGCUUGCCGACAACGGCCCGGUUCCGGACUUUACCAGCAACAACAUCACGUAUGCCCAAACUCAAGGCCCAAUAUGUGAGGCCACUGCUGAUUAUCAAGCUAGAUGUGGCGCAGGGGGCAACAUCCCCGCCGAGGGAGUGAUUGAGUUGAAGGCGGGCGACACUGUGUAUGAGAAAGCCUCUUCCCGCAAGUCUCACGGCCAUACUGACGCAAUCAACUUCACAGCUCCCUCAACUGGGACCAAUGGGGCAGCUCUCACAGCGGUCCGCUACCUCGCGCACUGCACCAACGACGACUGCAAGACCUUCUCGGGCGACACGGGCGCCGUGUGGGUCAAGAUCGAGCAGCUGGCCUACAACGCGGCGGGCAACCCUCCCUGGGCGUCCGACCUGCUGCGCGAGCAGGGGGCCAAGUGGCGGGUGACGAUCCCGCCGUCGCUGGCGCCCGGCGAGUACCUGCUCCGGCACGAGAUCCUGGGCCUGCACGUGGCCGGGGUGCGCAUGGGCGCCCAGUUCUACCCGAGCUGUACCCAGAUCCGCGUUACCGAGGGCGGGAGCGCGGCGCUGCCGGCGGGGAUCGCGCUGCCGGGCGCGUAUGACCCGGAUGAUGCGGGCAUUUUGACCGAGUUGUGGAGGAUUAACCAGGGCCAGAUCCCCUACACGGCCCCGGGAGGAGAUGUCUGGGGUGAGGCGGCGCCCAACGCGAACAGGGAUGGCCCGUAG